UGAGAGCAGCUCAGCAGCGGUAGCAGCCUACCCUGAGUUUUGCAGAGGAGGGAGCCAGCGAGCAAGAAGAGAAGGAGAUUGAAAAUGGCGGCGAGCUAUCUGUGGAGGAAAUACGCAGAUUACUUGUAUACAAAGUGGGAAAGAACGAUUCUUUGGGAUAUGAUAGAGCCCUACAGGAGACCAAAAUCCUUCACUCCUCUUGUUACCAUUUAUGUUGCUGCCUUUUACACUGGUGUCAUAGGCUCUGCCCUCACUGAACAACUAUACAAGGAGAAAUACUGGGAAGACCACCCUGGUGAAGCAGUGCCUCUUAUGAAGCCAAAGUUCUAUUCUGGUCCUUGGAAGAUUCUAAGAGGAGAAGUACCCACUUAGUGAAUACACAGCAGAAAAGGAGUUUUAUUUUUAUGUACUUUCUUCCAAUUUACUUGCUGUGUCGAUUGUUUAGAUCAAGGUAGGUCUGUAAUCUUGUUAACCUCAAUAAAGCUGUAAUCAUUAUGCUGCAUUA
Messenger RNA from Populus trichocarpa (black cottonwood), 505 nucleotides. RefSeq lists its product as uncharacterized. The record is from RefSeq and is a predicted model, not a curated record. The transcript is spliced from 2 exons. NCBI's taxonomy places the organism in Eukaryota, Viridiplantae, Streptophyta, Magnoliopsida, Malpighiales, Salicaceae. Bases 85 to 372 code for a protein of 95 amino acids.